UUCCUCCGUCCGGUAGAUGUCCCCAUCCAGAACACUGGCCGGUUUAGCCACACAGUUUUGCUGUACUGUAGUCUUCCUCUACGGUAACCUUGCUGUAUGCCAUUCAUUUAUUUGUUUCCUCUUCGUAUUUGGCACGGAUUGUAAAACACUAGGAAAAUGUAUACCACCUUCAGACUCCUCGUUAACCCUGCUGCACUGACAAGGGUCAGUUAUAGGUUGGCACCCCAACCCUUGUCAAUCUCCACACUGAGGGCAUCACAGAAUGCAGAACCUAAUUCCAGUAGAGGUCUCCAGCUUAGAAGGGAUUUCCACUCCAGCAGCGCAUCCAGGGAUAUUGACACGGCUGCCAAGUUCAUUGGAGCAGGGGCUGCCACUGUAGGUGUGGCUGGUUCUGGGGCCGGUAUUGGAACUGUGUUUGGCAGCCUCAUAAUUGGAUAUGCCAGGAACCCGUCUCUGAAACAGCAGCUCUUUUCCUACGCGAUUUUGGGCUUCGCCUUGUCCGAGGCCAUGGGACUUUUUUGUCUGAUGGUGGCUUUCCUCAUUCUCUUUGCCAUGUGAGCCGCCCUCGUUCCAACAAGUCUGGAAGCUACACCGGCAUGUGAUCUGAAACAUAGAGCUCUUGCAUUGGUAUAUGAACAAAUAAAUUUUUAAAUUACCUCUAA
This is a messenger RNA of Paramormyrops kingsleyae, 662 nucleotides long. RefSeq lists its product as uncharacterized. Lineage: Eukaryota; Metazoa; Chordata; Actinopteri; Osteoglossiformes; Mormyridae. Gene Ontology annotation, molecular function: proton transmembrane transporter activity. The record is from RefSeq and is a predicted model, not a curated record. Gene Ontology annotation, biological process: proton transmembrane transport; proton motive force-driven ATP synthesis.